Molecule: messenger RNA, 1872 nt
Organism: Ananas comosus (pineapple)
Lineage: Eukaryota; Viridiplantae; Streptophyta; Magnoliopsida; Poales; Bromeliaceae
Exons: 5
Coding region: 374-1762 (462 amino acids)
Source: RefSeq, a predicted model, not a curated record
UUUUUCAUUGCAACAAUUUGUAGCUAAUUAUUCCGACUUUAUAGAACCAUUCAUCAAUUUAGUAAAAUUCUUAAUUUCGCUAAUUUUCUGUUUUUUGCAAAAAAAAUAAAAUAAAAUAAAGAAAAGAGAGGGGACCAUUUCAAAAUAUCCUACGAGUGAAUGGGGUCUCCGAAAAUAACAACAAACCGUUUAAAGGCGCGAAGGAAUGAAUGCCUUUGCGCUCCUCCAUUCCCUCCCAAAACAAUAGCAAAUUAGCAAGACAAACACAACAACUACAAUAACAGGAAUACACAACCCCACCCCAAAAAAAACACAAACAAAAAUUUAUAAUCUAUAAUUAUAAUUCUUCUCCCUAUCUCUGUGGAGGAGGGGGAUGGCGUCGUCGACGGGGAAUGGCGGGGAGGGCGAGGCGGAGGCGGAGGCGCCGCUGCUGCCAUUGGCGGGGCGUAAGGCGGCGGCAGCGGCGUCGUCUUACUAUCGGCGGUGCCUGUCGCACGCGGGGGACGAGCUGCGGAGCUUCCGGUCGUGCCUGCGGUGGAUGCUGCUGGACCAGUCGGAGCCGGCGCGCGCGGCGGCGUCGUGGGCGCUCUUCCUGCUGCUGGGCGCGCUCGUGCCGGCGGCCGCGCACCUCGCGCUGGUCGGGGCCGCCGCCGCCACCCCCGGCGGCCACCGCCGCGCCUACGACGCGGCCGUGCAGCUCUCCCUGUCGGGCGCCGGGGCCAUCGCGUACCUCUGCCUCUCGGCCUUCGUCCGGCGGUACGGCCUCCGCCGCUUCCUCUUCCUCGACAAGCUCCGCCGCGAGAGCGAGCGCGUCCGCCUCGGCUACACCGCGCAGCUCAGCCGAUCCUUCCGCCUCCUCGCCUGCUUCGUCCUCCCCGGCUUCGCCGCCGAGGUCGCCAUCAAGCUCUGGUGGUACUGGUCCGCCCUCGCCGCCGCCGCCUCCUGGCGGCCCCCCUUCGCACCCGCCGCCGGUUCGACUGUGACGCGAAUAAUACUGGCGGUGGCGUGCGUGCUGGAGCUGGCGUCGUGGCUGUACCGGAUGGCGAUAUUCUUUCUGGUGUGCGUGCUGUUCAGGCUGAUCUGCUACCUGCAGAUUCUGCGGAUGCAGGACUUUGCGGCGGUGUUCGAGGAGGGCGCGGAGGCGGCGGCCGUGCUGAAGGAGCAUCUGCGGAUCCGCCGCCAGCUGCAGAUCAUCAGCCACCGGUUCCGCGCCUUCAUCGUCUCCUGCCUCGUGCUCGUCACCGUCAGCCAGUUCGUCACGCUGCUCCUCACCACCAGACCGCACGCCAAAGUCGACGUCUUCAUCACCGGCGAUCUGCUGCUGUGCUCGAUCGGGCUGAUGACUGGGCUGCUGGUGUGCCUGCGGAGCGCGGCGAAGAUCACGCACAAGACGCAGGCGAUCACGAGCCACGCCGCGACAUGGCACGCCUGCGCCACCAUCAAGUCCUUCGACGCCGACACGGAGGACCCCUACCCCACCGCCGCCGGUGUGCACACGACGACGGCACUGAGCAGCUCCGGGGAUGACUCGGACGAAGACGAGGGCAGGGACGACGACGAUCUCGACGACAGAAAGCUCUUGCCCUCGCAUGUCAGCACCAUCUCCUUCCAGAAGAGGCAGUCCUUGGUGACGUAUUUGGAGAACAACAAGGCCGGGAUCACGGUGUUCGGGUUCGUGGUGGACCGGACUUGGCUCCACGCUCUGUUCAUGAUCGAGUUCUCCCUCGUAAUGUGGUUGCUCGGUAAAACAGUUGGGAUCUGAUCGAUAGGGCUCUUUCCAUAUUGUAAGUUACCAUGCACGUUGCGAUUUGUAAAUCUCGUGCCUAGAAACUUAUAUCCAUCGAUGAUGGAAUGCAGAAUCUAUCUUCAUUA